UUAGAACAUUAAUAAGUGCAUUUUAGAACCAUAAAAAUGUUUUCAAGCUUAAAAACAUUAAAGUUUACUUUUAUCAAUUUUAACUCAUCAAGAAGGUUUUGUCAUGAGAUAACAGACGGAAUUCAGGUAUAUAGUUAUAGACACAAACAUAAAGUGCCAUUAGUUCUGAAAAAUCCCCUCUAUUCGUCUUGGUAUACAUGUGGUCCAACAGUAUAUGACAGUGCUCAUAUUGGACAUGCCUCUACAUAUGUUAGACUAGACAUAAUCCAGAGGAUAUUGAGGAAUCAUUUCAAUAUAAAUUUGGUAACAUGCAUGAACAUAACGAAUAUUGAUGAUAAAAUAAUCAAAAGAAGUCAUGAAACCGGCAAAAAUUGGAAGCUACUGGCUGAAGAAUAUGAAGCUGAAUUUUGGGAGGAUUUAAAUAAGUUGAAUGUACAACAUCCAGACAUUAAAUUAAGAGUUACAGACAAGAUUCCAGAGAUUUUAGAGUUUAUUGAAGAAAUCGAAAACAAGGAGUUUACAAAAAUCGGAACUGAUGGAUCAGUAUACUUUAAAACAACAUGCUAUCGUAAUUACGGUAAACUUCAUAAUGUCGUCUUAGAUGAUCCAUCUACAGCUGAAUUCGCGUUAUGGAAAGCUGCCAAAGAGAAUGAGCCUUAUUGGGAAUCAAAGUAUGGCAAAGGACGUCCAGGAUGGCAUAUUGAAUGCUCAACAUUAGCUAGUUUAAUUUUCGGAUCACAACUUGAUUUUCAUGCAGGUGGAAUCGACUUAAAAUUCCCACAUCAUGAAAAUGAGGAAGCUCAAAGUUGCGUUUAUCACAAUUGUGGCGAUUGGGUCCAAAACUGGAUACACACGGGUCAUUUGCAUUUAAAAGGACAAAGCGAAAAGAUGUCUAAAUCACUGAAAAACACAAUUUGCAUACAGGACUUAUUAAAAGAGUAUUCAAGUGAUCAGUUCCGAAUGGCAUGUCUAUUGUCACAUUAUCGAUCAUCUAUAGAAUUUGGUCCAGAGCUCAUGGACACUGCUGAUAAAAUUUUAAAAAGAUUAAACUCAUUUAAAUCAGACGUUAAAGCAUUUAUGAAUGGACUUAAAGUCGAUGGAUAUAUCGAUGAGGAAUUGUUGGGCAGUCAAUUUUUUGAAUGUAAGAAGAAUGUCGAUUUAGCAUUAAAAGAUGACUUCCAUACAGCGGUUUGUAUUGGUCACGUGUCUGAAUUAAUGAAAAUGACAAGUAAAAUGAUAAACAGCACAGACAAUCAUUUGAGCUCGAAUUCGCCAGCAUUUGAUAAAGUCUUACUUCAAUCUGUCCUAAAUUACAUCGAUAAACUAUUCAGCACAUUUGGCAUUAGUGAAAGUAAUUCAUCAAAAGAGACAUGCGAUAAAGUCCAUAUUGAGAAUGUGAUUGAUUCAAUCAUAAAAGUACGAAAUGACAUCCGAAUUAGAGCUAAAGAGUCGAAAAAUAAGGAAAUGUUUAUAAUUUGUGAUGAGAUUAGAAGUAAAAUGAAAGAGAAUCAAAUAGAAAUUAAAGACCACGGAAACUUAUCUUCGUGGACAAAAAUUAAAUAGCCAAACAAAUAAAACAGCAUACA
Molecule: messenger RNA, 1586 nt
Organism: Chironomus riparius
Lineage: Eukaryota; Metazoa; Arthropoda; Insecta; Diptera; Chironomidae
Source: the annotation of a GenBank genome assembly